Molecule: messenger RNA, 2943 nt
Organism: Colletotrichum spaethianum
Lineage: Eukaryota; Fungi; Ascomycota; Sordariomycetes; Glomerellales; Glomerellaceae
Product: minor extracellular protease vpr
Exons: 3
Coding region: 1-2943 (980 amino acids)
Biological process (GO): proteolysis
Cellular component (GO): cytosol; cell wall; membrane
Molecular function (GO): serine-type endopeptidase activity; tripeptidyl-peptidase activity
Source: RefSeq, a predicted model, not a curated record
AUGAAGCUCAACCCUUGCGCCUUGACGGUUGCGGCAGCAUUGGCCACGCCAGUUCUUGCCGCGAUGCGCCAUCCCACCGUUCUCAAAGCCAGUCUGACGCCCAGUGUCGGGUUCAUUAUUGAGCUGAAAUACAAUGAGUUUAUCAAUAGUCGCAGUGUUGACGAAGACACACACUCAAUCUUUCAUCGCCGAGCCGAAGACCUUUUGGACUAUUCUGUACGCCACGAGUUCAAAAACCCCGAGUACUUUUACGGCUUGUCAAUCGAUGCGAACAACGACACAGAUGUCAACAUUCUGCUAGCCCUGCCUCAGGUGAAGAAAGUAUGGCCAAAUAGGUACUAUGACCGUCCUAUGCCUGUUGGUUCCGGCCGAGCCUCAAAAUCGCCCAGCCUUCCUGACCCACUUGGAGUCGAGCCGAUACAGCUAAUAGAGGCAGCGCAAGUCGUCACCAUCAAUGGUACUAGUGAUGUGCAUUCUAGCCUGAAAAUGACCGGCGCCGAUCAGGUUCACGCCUUGGGCUUGACCGGAAAGGGCGUCAAAAUCGGCUUCCUGGACACUGGCGUCGACUGGCGCCAUCCCGCCCUUGGUGGUGGGUUCGGAGAAGGCUUCAAAGUUGCAGGGGGCUACGAUCUGGUUGGCGACGCCUUCGAAGGCUGGAAUGACCCAGUUCCAGAUAAUGAUCCGCUUACAACCUGUCUCGAAGGUGGUCAUGGGACUCAUGUUGCAGGCAUUCUCGCCGCGCGAGACCCUGCGGGUGUUGGCUUUGGCAUCGUGGGAAUUGCCCCCGACGCUUCGCUGUACGCCUAUCGAGUACUCGGAUGUACUGGAGGUGUAACUGAUGACAUCCUCAUGCAAGGGCUUGAGAGAGCUGCCAGUGAUGGUGUUGACCUCAUCAGCAUGUCUAUCGGCGAGACAGCUAUUUGGGAAACAGGGUCACCAUACACCCCAAUCCUUGCUAAAAUUCAGUCGCAAGGGAUUGCUACCAUAAUUGCUGCUGGAAAUGAGGGCGAUUCAGGGCUUUACGUAUCUUCGGCGCCAGCACAAGAUUCGAGUGCCAUCUCUGUUGGCUCUGUCAGUAAUUCACACUUCCCUACAGUUUACAAUGCCGCUGGGUCUGAUGGCUCAAUUAUCGAGUACGGCCGUGUGGUCCCCCUAAGCUCUUUAACACACCUCAAUGUUUUCAUCGCAGACGAUGAUAACGGUGAAUGUGUGGACCAGGCCUGGGCCGACGCUAUCACCAGCUUUCCUAAAAAGGAAAACGUAGUCGCCUUGGUCACCGGAAGCAGCGAUUGUUUUUACAGUAUUAUGGACGAACGGAGUGUUUCCUUCGGCUUCAAGAAUGUAUGGUCAUGGUUUCCCGACACCGGCGACAUGGAAAUUGAUGAGCCAGGUUACUAUGGGGACAUUGACACCGUCAAGUUGAAGAAGUCUGAGGCGGACAAGAUCCUGGCAGGGAUUGCCGAGCAAGGCAAAAACUUCACCCUAAGCUUCGAGGACCAAACCGUACACCAGAUUGAUCAGCCCACUGGCAGUACUACCUCAUGGUUCUCGACCUUUGGCCCGACUAUGGAGAUGUCUCUGAAGCCUCAGGUAUCAGCACCUGGAGGCACAAUCCUCAGUACAUGGGUUACUUCCAAUGGAUGGGGAUAUGCUGUCAUUUCUGGCACAUCCAUGGCCACUCCCCACCUUGCUGGAUGCUACGCCCUUCUGAAGCAAAAGUUCCCCAAUCUUGGCCCCCAAGAAAUUGCAAGACGAUUACAGUCGUCGGCAAAGCCUUUGAAACAGUACGAAGGCGGCGACAUACUUACAACAACGGCGCAACAAGGUUCUGGUAUGGUCAACGUCUCGAGGGCAGUCACAUCCGACACCCUUUUCUCUGCAACUGAAUUCAACCUCCGAGACGCUGCUAUACCUGUUGAACAGAACUUUAGCAUUGAGAACCAGUCGUCUUCGCCCAAAACUUACACGCUGGGACAUCAACCAGCUGCAGAAGUUGAUGCGCUGCCUCAAGUCAAGAGUCGAGAUGUCAACGAAAUGUUCUACUGGUCAUUAAAUUACAAUGCCAUUUAUGCCAACGUGUCGUUUUCCGCGGAGUCAAUCACCGUACCCGCUGGCGGCAAAGCGACGGUUACUUUCUCUGUUGCCCCUCCUUUUGUUGACCCUGCUCUCUUGCCCACCUACAGCGGCUUCAUCACAGUUACCGAUGGCGACGACAAGUUUUCCAUCCCUUAUCUUGGAAUUCCAUACUCCCGUAGCGAGUACUCCAACAUCUAUGUAGGGGACGUCAGUAACCUCGAUACCGCGCUGCAGCCUCCAUCAGGCAUACCGACAAUGCCAUUUAUCAGUUCUUCUGAUACUGGCGUCCGCGACAACGAUAGAGCUGUAUUCACCUUCCCAGCCAAAAGGGCUGCGGCAAAUCAGACACAAAUCUCGGACAACGACCCAGUCAUUACCAUUUUCAUAGACCAACCAUCACAAUAUGUUCGUCUUGAUGCAGUGCCUGUCGAUCUCGCCUCCAACGCUGAUUAUAAUUUUACGCCCUCAUCAUUUGGGUACCUUUCAGGGAUCCAAUCAAAUGCGACUAGCUACUAUAACACAACGAUCAUCCGUCCAUCUUUGGACCUUGACUCGCUAGACCAUUUUGCAGGUGUCAAAAGCUACGGUCUCGUUGGCUCGUUCUACGGUGGCGACAUGCCUCAGGGAGUCACUUCGAUCAACUUCCGAGGUUACAGUGUUUACAGCACAGAGUGGACGUGGGGCGUCGUGGAAUUGACCAACGGCACGAUCUAUCAGCUGCCAAAUGCUGAUUAUCGUGUGUUGGUUCGUGCGCUCAGAUGGGGAGGAGAUUUAAACAAAGCAGAUGACUACGACAGCUGGCUUAGCCCAAUCAUUGGUGUCAACAUCACGGAUCCCGGCUAUCCUAACCCGUGGUUUUCUUCGUAA